Cladocopium goreaui is the source of this 289-nucleotide messenger RNA. The record is from the annotation of a GenBank genome assembly. Lineage: Eukaryota; Dinophyceae; Suessiales; Symbiodiniaceae.
AUGUUCCAGAUCCAGGAUCGAACGGAUAGCGAAGUCAGCAGUCCCGUGCGUGCAUCAGUGCCAGCGGCCUGGAACAAGUUGCUGGAUGCGACGCUGGGUUCGAAGGAAGAGAAGGAGGAUCCAAUGCAGAGUCACGACUUGGCAUCCACGCUGCCGCCCAAUGCCAUGCGAAAUUUGGCCGUGAGGUUCCAAGAGAUGCAGGUGGAGCCGGCCGAGCCAGCACGCACUGUGGAAAAUCCCUCCGAGGUCGUGAAGCCCUUUUUGUCGAAGGUCAUGGCCAAUGCCAUCA